Cynara cardunculus var. scolymus (artichoke) is the source of this 1455-nucleotide messenger RNA. RefSeq names its product TPR repeat-containing thioredoxin TTL1-like. Gene Ontology annotation, molecular function: protein binding. Lineage: Eukaryota; Viridiplantae; Streptophyta; Magnoliopsida; Asterales; Asteraceae. Gene Ontology annotation, cellular component: cytoplasm. The transcript has 5 exons. The record is from RefSeq and is a predicted model, not a curated record. Bases 1 to 1455 code for a protein of 484 amino acids.
AUGUCCACUUUUAAGAAUAACUACGGGUGUGGCCUGUUCAACACAGUUUUUCGACCACGGCCAAAACCAUCGGCUUCGGCCGCUUCGCUGCCGACUACCAAUGUGCCGGACGUCCCUAGAACUCCGAAAAGGCCUGACAGAAUCGUUGCUACGACUUCGCCAAAUCAACAAACAAAGGCCACCCCACCAUUAUAUGUUCAACAAGUAGCUAGAAAAGGUACACCUGAUGAAAAGAUAGGAUCACGAGGGUCGGAAAUCGAACGAAAUGAUGAUCGACACGGCUACUACCAACGCUAUGGCAGAAACAAUAAGGUUCCUCAAGGAUCAACUGGGAUAUCUGGGGAACUUGAAGCCAUGAUCGAUGAGCAUCAGAGCUCAAAGAAUGCUGGUAACAUGAUAAUCUAUGGCAAUUUGGGUAACUUACGGCAAGGGAAUUUAAACGAUAUCAGUUAUCAUCCAAAAACCAAACGAAAUCAGGAGCAAUCGAGCAAGAAAUCGAGCAAAAAGGAUCAGAAAUCAGGAAAAAACCCAACUUCUUUGUGUAGAGCUCUUUCAACAAGAAUGGAUCCUGAGCAGUUGAAGAUCAUGGGCAACGAAGAUUACAAAAACGGACGAUUUGCUGAAGCUUUGUCACUUUAUGAAGCUGCGAUUGCAAUCGAUCCCAAAAAGGCGUCAUACAGAAGCAACAAAAGUGCGGCCUUAACGGGUUUAGGUAGGCUUUUAGAAGCCGUGUUCGAAGCCAAAGAAGCGAUCAGCAUCGAGCCCUUCUACCAAAGGGCUCAUAAUCGUUUAGCGACGUUAUAUCUAAGAUUAGGAGACGCUGACAAAACAAUACAUCAUUAUAAACAAUCGGGUUCAGAAGCUGAACCCGACCUGAUUACAAGAGCCCGAAAUCUUCAGGUGCACCUUAACCGGUGCAUCGAGGCCAAGAUGCACAGAGAUUGGAACACAUUGUUAAAAGAAACCAAUCUAGCUAUAUCAGCUGGUGCAGAUUCUGCACUAAAGAUCUAUGCAUUGAAAAUGGAGGCGUUGUUGAAGUUGCAUAGGCAUGAGGAAGCAGAUGAGGCGUUGAGAAAUGCACCAAAGUUUGAAGUAAAUGACUGCACCAAGUUUUAUGGUCCGAUCAGCCAUGCUUAUUUUCUGGUUAUAAGGGUUCAAGUUGAUCUAGUUGCUGGCAGGUACUUUGACCCGUUUAACUCAGUGUUACUAUGCAACCGAGCCGCUUGUCGAACCAAGCUCGGUCAAUUCGAGAAAGCCAUCGAGGAUUGCACUCUAGCUUUGAACAUCCGACCCUCUUAUAGCAGAGCAAGACUACGAAGAGCCGACUGUAAUGCUAAGUUAGGAAAAUGGCAAGCAGCCAUAGACGAUUAUAAGUUGCUAGCAAAAGAAGCACCAGAAGAUGAGGAGGUGACCAAAGCCUUGAGAGAAGCUAAAGAGCAACUGAAGACACAAUGA